This is a messenger RNA of Helicoverpa zea (corn earworm), 3019 nucleotides long. RefSeq lists its product as uncharacterized. The transcript has 2 exons. The record is from RefSeq and is a predicted model, not a curated record. NCBI's taxonomy places the organism in Eukaryota, Metazoa, Arthropoda, Insecta, Lepidoptera, Noctuidae. Bases 293 to 2809 code for a protein of 838 amino acids.
UAAUAAUAUCUCUAAACAAUCACAAUCAUCAAAUCCGUUUACUUCUAAAAAUAAAUAUAUUAAUAAAUCCAAUCGUUUUCAAAAUACUACUUCAUUUGCAUCUCCAAGUACUUCACAAGCAAGCAAUAAUUCGUCUAAAGGUUAUCUUUGUGUUGUAUGUAAUGGAAAUCACAGAAUUUAUAAUUGUCCAGAUUUUCAAUCUAAAUCGAUUGCAGAAAAGCUUGCAUGUGUGUCUGCAUAUAAAUUGUGCAAGAACUGUUUGCGACAAGGACAUCCUGUUUCUGAGUGCUUCAUGGGCUCGUGUAGGCAAUGUAAUCAAAGACAUAACUCUCUUCUUCAUGAUCCUAGCGUGUCCGCUCACUGUACUAGUAGCACCACUGAUGAUAGUAGCAUUGAGACUAUCUCAGCAUUUUCACAACAAAGUAAUCCGUAUGUACUUUUGUCUACUGCAAUAAUAGAAGUUUAUAAUCCUAUGAAUAACAAAUCAGAGAAGGUUCGUGCUUUGCUGGAUAGUGGCAGCCAAUCUUCUUUCAUCACCAAAUCUCUGCAACAAAAAUUAAGUUUAAAAUGUGAUACAAUAAAUCCAUUAACUGUUAUUGGAAUAGGUAACAAUAAUUGUAAUAAAGUAAUAGAAAGUUGUAAUACUCACCUUAAAUCAAUCCAAGGCACUUACCAAGUGAAUUUGUCUUGCUACAUUCUUCAUCAGCUUACCGGUGACAUUCCAAAGGUCCCAGUUGAUGUCCAAAACCUUAAAAUUCCAAAAGAUAUCGUAUUAGCCGACCCUAAGUUCAAUGAACCUGCUCCCGUUGAUAUGCUCAUCGGAGCAGACUUGUUCUGGGAUAUCAUAGUUGGCGAACAGCGCCCUCUAGGUCCCAAGAAUCCAAAAUUACAAAAUUCUAAAUUGGGCUGGAUUAUAGCCGGACCAAUUAAUUUUCCAAUUUCCAAACAAAAUAUUCAAUGCAAUCAUGCAACUAUUUCAAAUAACGAGCUACACGACAUCCUCACAAAAUUUUGGGAAAUUGAGAGUGUUCCUCCAAAAAGAAUUCUCAGUCCCGAGGAUACUGCUUGUGAAAAUCAUUUUCUAAAUAACACAUUUCGUUUGGAUAACGGGAGGUUCUGUGUCAGAUUACCACUAAAGGAAUCGCCAGACUGUCUCGGUGACUCAUACAGUCAAGCAAAAAAACGUCUCCUUAAUCUUGAGAAAAGAUUUAGAAAAAAUCCUACACUAAAGUCACAAUAUGUAGAAUUCAUUCGUGAAUAUUCAGAAUUAGGUCAUCUCUCUGUGUCACCUAUUUCAAUUCCAAAUCCUUCAUACUUUCUAGGUCAUCACGCUGUCUUCAAAGAGGACAGCGAGUCCACUAAAAUCAGAGUGGUCUUCGACGGCUCCGCUCCCACUGCCUCUGGAUAUUCUUUAAAUGAUAUCCUUAUGGUAGGACCUAAUUUACAAAAUUCUCUAUUUUCCAUUUUGGUUAGAUCGCGUCAAUACAAGUACCUUCUUACUGGAGACAUAGCCAAGAUGUAUAGACAGGUGGCUGUGUCCCCGGAGGAUUGUGACCUUCAAUUAAUACUAUGGAGAGAAGACGAGUCUCAUCCUAUUCAAACUCUGCGACUAGGUACUGUUACUUACGGAACUGCAAGUGCCAGUUACCUUAGCACAAGAUGUCUUUGGCAGGUGGGAGAAGAGUGCGGUGAUAAAUUAAUAAAAACGAUAAUUCAAAAUGACUUUCUAGUCGAUGACGUCAUCACUGGGUCCGAUAGCGAAAGUCAGCUAAUAUAUAUUCAAAAGGCUUUAACUAAUACUCUAAAUUCGGCUUGUUUCCCAUUGCGAAAGUUCAAAACUAACUUACCUGAAUUAUUUCAUAAUAUCGUCGAAAUUAAUACAAAGGAUAAACUUACCUUAAGUGAGUCUUCCAGUACUCUCGGCCUCGGCUGGGAUCCAAAGGAUGACUCGUUUCAUAUACCUGUAAGAAUAAAUUCAAAUAAUUCAAAUGAGUUAAUUACUAAGAGAUUCAUAACUUCACAAUCUUUCAAAAUUUUUGAUCCACUUGGUCUAAUAAGUCCAUGCAUUAUUCAAACAAAAAUACUCAUACAAAAUUUGUGGUGUGAAGGCAUUGACUGGGAUCAGCCUGUGCCUGAUGAUUUAAAGGAAAAGUGGUAUGAGAUUUCUAAAAACUUACCUUUACUUGCAGACCUUCGUAUCCCACGUAAAGUUAUUUGUGAUUCACCAAAAUUCAUUGAACUUCACUCAUUCUGUGACGCUUCGCAAGUCGCGUACGGGGCUUGCAUCUACAUGAGAUCGCUUAAUAAAGAUAACGAGGUAACAGUGAGGCUUUUAUGCUCAAAAUCCAAGGUUGCUCCUGUAAAACCGACAACGAUACCUCGCCUCGAGCUGUGUGCAGCGGUAUUGGCAGCAAACUUAUGGCAUUUCUUGAUUGGCAGACCACUCAACGCUCUGCCGACUCCAGCACACGAUGACUGCAAGGCUACCCACUUACAACGCUACGCCCGCCUUCAGCAAAUAAGACGAGAUUUCUGGAACCGAUGGAGGCGAGAAUAUAUAUCCGAACUUCAGCUACGAACCAAAUGGAAAUCCAACACCUCAAAGCUAAACAUCGGGGAUCUUGUUCUUCUCCAUGAAGAAAACGUACCACCCCUAAACUGGCGUCUGGGGCGUGUGGUGCGACUGUUCCGUGGACCAGACGACAUUCCGCGUGUGGCUGAUGUCAACACCUCAAGAGGCUGCGUGCGACGCUCUCUAGUUCGACUGUGCCCUCUGCCUUCGCCUGAAGAUUUAAAGGUUGAAGCCUAGGCCUUCAACGGGGGGAGGACAUGUCUACGCCCAGAAUUUUCUUAGUCUAUCAGUGAUAAUCAGUGUUGUCUAUAGUUCAGUUUGACGUUUGACAAAUGUCAUUGUCAUAUGUAAUUUUUCCCACCAAUUUUUUACCCAACUAAAAAACCAUCAUGUCUGCAUCGUACAACUAAGUCAUAUAAUAUUGGAAUUAUACGAAUUAUAAAAGAA